Lampris incognitus (smalleye Pacific opah) is the source of this 3955-nucleotide messenger RNA. Its product is annotated as glycerol kinase-like. Gene Ontology annotation, biological process: triglyceride metabolic process; glycerol-3-phosphate biosynthetic process; glycerol metabolic process. Gene Ontology annotation, molecular function: glycerol kinase activity. Bases 109 to 1728 code for a protein of 539 amino acids. The record is from RefSeq and is a predicted model, not a curated record. Lineage: Eukaryota; Metazoa; Chordata; Actinopteri; Lampriformes; Lampridae. Gene Ontology annotation, cellular component: mitochondrion. The transcript is spliced from 20 exons.
GUGCAACUAGUGGUGGUUUUUUUUAAUUUUAGGAUCAAGCAGCGAGCAAACGCACCCGAGUCGAAAGGUAUUUAUUCUAACGACGACAAAUAAUACACGAUAAAGGUAAUGGAUCUGGUCGCUGCGAUUGACCAGGGCACUAGCUCAACGAGGUUUCUGGUGUUCAAUGCUAAAACUGCAGAAGUGAUCAGUCACCACCAAGUGGAAAUCAAACAGAGUUUUCCCAAGGAGGGAUGGGUGGAAGAAGACCCCAAAGAGAUCAUGCAGUCCGUCUAUGAGUGCAUAGAGAGGACUUGUGAGAACCUCAGCCAACGCAAUAUAGAUAUCGUCAACAUAAAAGCGGUGGGAGUGACCAACCAGAGGGAGACAACCCUGGUUUGGGACAAAGAAACAGGAGAAGCCCUCUACAAUGCCAUCGUUUGGCUGGACUUGCGCACACAGCCGACAGUAGAGAGGCUCAUUAACAAGGCCCCAGGGAGAAGCAAAAACCACCUUAAGCACAAGACCGGGUUACCCAUCAGUACAUAUUUCAGUGCAGUGAAGUUGCGCUGGCUGCUGGACAACGUGGAGGAAGUGCAGGAGGCUGUCAUGAACCAGCAGGCUAUGUUUGGCACAGUGGACUCCUGGAUCAUAUGGUGUCUUACAGGGGGAAAGAAUGGAGGAGUUCAUUGUACAGAUGUCUCCAACGCUAGUCGGACCAUGCUUUUCAACAUCCAUGCCAUGGACUGGGAUCCUGAACUCUGCAGGUACUUUGAUGUCCCAAUGGAAAUCCUCCCCAAAGUCAGGAGCUCCUCUGAAAUAUAUGGUUGGAUGAAAUCCAGCUCUCUUGCCGGGGUGCCAAUCUCCGGGUGUCUAGGUGAUCAGUCGGCUGCCCUGGUUGGUCAGAUGUGCUUCAAAGACGGUCAGGCCAAAAACACCUACGGGACUGGCUGCUUCUUGCUCAGACACACAGGGGUAAAGCCUGUUAUGUCUGACCACGGCCUCCUUACCACAGUUGCCUACAAAAUGGGGAAAGACCAGCCUGCUUGCUAUGCUCUUGAAGGUUCAGUGGCCAUUGCAGGGGCAGUGGUGCGGUGGCUGAAGGAUAACAUGGGGAUUGUCCAGUCAACCUCUGAGAUUGAGAAACUGGCAGCUGCUGCAGGCACUUCUUAUGGCUGCUAUUUUGUCCCAGCCUUCUCUGGGCUCUAUGCCCCCUACUGGGAGCCCAGUGCAAGAGGAAUCAUCUGUGGACUGACUCAGUUCACCAACAGGAACCACUUGGCUUUUGCUGCCCUGGAAGCCGUAUGUUUCCAGACAAGAGAGAUCCUUGAUGCCAUGAACCAGGACAGUGGCAUCCAUCUGAGCCAGUUGCAGGUGGACGGGGGAAUGACCUCGAACAGGCUACUGAUGCAGCUGCAGGCUGACAUACUCUGCAUGCCCGUGGUGCGACCGACCAUGUCUGAGACCACAGCCCUGGGUGCUGCAAUGGCAGCGGGGGCAGCGGAGGGUGUGGAGGUGUGGAGCCUGAGCCCCGAUAAUCUUCCAGACAUUGUGUCGGAGAAAUACAAGCCCCAGAUAAACUCUGACGAGAGCGAGUAUCGCUUUGCUCGCUGGAAGAAGGCUGUCGAGAAAGCAAUGAACUGGGAGACAACUGAGCCCUGCUGCAACGCCAACGGCUUAGGGAAGAAGAUGAAUGGAGCUCCUUGGGGGGUGCCUCCAACCCCUCCCCCCACCAGAGUGGACCCCUAAGAUCACCAGUAGCUCAACCUGGGUGCAAGACCACCAUGGAAGCAUGGACAGUAUCAUGGAUGGAAACUUGAUGUAAAUGUGCUGAAAGUGAACAUAAGCCUGAAUGGCUGCAUUGAAGUGGUACGCGGUUGUUUCUUAGGUGACGCUUGGCACGCCGACUGCACCGUUUUGAGUAGACUACCUGGACCUUUCUCGAAAUGUUUCUUCACGGACAAGCCCUUCACUGUGACGUUAUCCUCAAGUGCCAUCGUAAGCGAAAGUAACACACUGUUGGUACUCUUUUAUAGCUUGUUGUCAGAUAGAUUAAGAAAAAAAAAAAAGGACCAUGUCAAGUCUGGUUCUACACUGAUGAGCCAAAACAUUAUGACCACCUGCCUAAUAUUCUGUUGGUCAUCCGUGUGCCGCCAGAACAACACCGACCUGCCGAGGCAUGGACUCUACAAGACCCCUGAAGGUAUUCUGUGGUAUCUGGCACCAAAACAUUAGCAGCAGAUCCUUCAAAUCUUAUAAGUUGCGAGGUGGAGACACCGUGGAUGGGGCUGUCGGUCCAGCAUCCCACAGAUUGUUCAAUCGGAUCAAGAUCUGGAGACCAGGGCAAAACUUUGAAGACUUACUCAUGUUUUUCAAACCAUUUCUGAACAAUGUGUGGCAGGGUGCGUUAUCCUGCUGAAAGAGGCCACUGCCAUCGUCAUGUACCUCAUCUGCAACAAUAUUUCGGUAGGUGCCACGUAUCAAAUUGACGUCCACAUGAAUGGCUGGACCCAGGGUUUCCCAGCAGAACAUUGCACAGAGCAUCACACUCCCUCCACCAGCUUGCUGUCUUUCCACAGUGCAUCCUUGUACCAUUACUUCCCCAGGUAAACAUUGCACAUGUACAUGGCCAUCCACGGGAUCUAAAAGAAAAGGGGACUCAUCAGACCAGGUGACCUUCCACUUCUCCAAGGUCCAGUUCCUACACUCUUGUGCCCAUUCUUAGGCGCUUUGGAUGGUGGACAGGGGUCAUCAUGGGCACUCUGACCAGUCUGUGGCUACGCAGCAGGGUGCAAAGCACUGUUGUGACACAUUCCUCCCAUAACCAUCAUUAAAAUUUUCUGUGACUUUUGCCACAGUAGACCUUGCUCCAGUUUGGACCAGACGGGAGCGCCUUCAUUGCCCUUUUGCAUCAAUGAGCCUUGGGCGCCUAACACCCUGUUGCUGGUUUGUCCCUCCUCGGACCACUGUCAGUAGGUACUCAUCACUGCUGACCAGGAGCACCCCACAAACCUUGUUGUCUCAGAUGCUCUGACCCAGUCGUCUGGCCAUAACAAUUUGGUCCUUGUCAGAGUUGCUCAGGUCUUUACUCCUGCAUCCAACACGUUGACUACGACACCUGAUUGUUUUCCUACCAUCUAAUCUACCCAGACCUUGACAUAUGCCCUUGUUUGAAGAUGAUCGUUAUUCGGUUAACCUUGAGUGGUCGUAAAGUUUCGGCUCAUCAGCAUAUAUACUCUUGUUGUCCAGACCAUUCAGUGAUUCAAAGGAAAAACUGAAUCUUUAGUUUCCACUAAAAAAAAAAAGUUCGUUAUGCCUUAUCUAUGUAACUAAGUGGCUCAGCUUGCAUUUUUUUAACACUGAUAUUACAAUUUUAACUAUAUCCUUUACUCGCACCAACUUUAGCCUUGAACAUCUGUUAAGAAAUGUUGGUGACUUGACCAUGGUUGCUGCUUGUCUAAUCACGUCCUAUGAACUGGGGCCUGAAACCCUGUGGGAAUGACUUUUUAGCUUGGAAUUAAAGGCUUCUACAAGAUAACUUAACUAUACUAACUUUGCAAAAAGAAAAAAAAUCAUAGCUGAAUUUUAAGCAAGCUGAGAAAAUGAAACUACCCCGUACCUUUUGAUAAAAUUUAGACAUGGAGCCUUUUAAUUCCAAGCUUGUAUGCUGCAGGCUCUUUACAGCACUUUAUCAUUUGUCGUGAAUCCACUGAUUGCUUUUACGAAGGCAUUUCAAUUAAUGUCGAUGCAAAGAAGAUGGGUGAAGGGUAACUUGAAAAAUAUCAUAUAUAUAUAUAUAAGGCAAACAUCUCAAUCCUGUUAAGACUCAACUUUUUAAAACGGAAAUUUUAAAGGUUUUUCUCCCCUCAUGAGGACAGAGGGAGGUAGAUCCUGUGAGUAAUCAGCACAGGAUUUGGACCUUUCACUGUGGUUUUAAAAGAUUUACUUGACUACGUAAGGAUAUGUAGACAAGUUC